Cyanistes caeruleus (blue tit) is the source of this 3524-nucleotide messenger RNA. The record is from RefSeq and is a predicted model, not a curated record. NCBI's taxonomy places the organism in Eukaryota, Metazoa, Chordata, Aves, Passeriformes, Paridae.
UCUUACCCACACAACAGCUGGGCACACACCAGCUCACCUUCAGCUGCUGUCAGCCAGCACCCCCAGAGCCUUUCCUGCUGGACAGCUUUCCAGCCACUCUGUCCCCAGCCUGGAGCACUGCAGGGGCUUCUUGGGGCACAAUGGCAGAACCCAAGCCAGGCUCUUCUGGAAACUCAUCCUUGCACCAUCCAUCUAGCCUGUCCACAUCGCCUCAAUAGAGCCUUCCUACCUUCCAGCACAUUAACACGCUCAUCCAGCUUGGUAUUGUCAGAAAUUUGUUACUGAGGGUACCCUCAAUGCCCUUGGCCACAUCAGCAGGACAGACACUGAGCAGGACUGGCCACAGAGGACACCACUAGUGACCAAAAACCACCUGGACGCAGCACCAUUCCCCACCACCCUCUGGACACGGCUAUCCUGACACGUCUUAAGCCAGGAAUGAGCGCACUUGCCCAAGCCCUGAAUUGACAGCUUUUCCAGGACUGUGCUGUGAGAGACAAAGGUUCAAGUCCAGGGAGACUCCAUCCACAGCUUCUCCCUUGAGAGGCAUCAGGCAAUUCAACCACACCUCAGAGGAGAUCAGUUUGCUCAGGCAGGACCUGCCUUUCCUAAACCCACAUUGGCUGGGCCUGAUCCCUCAGUUGUCCUCUCUGAGCCGCGUGAUCCCCCUCACGAUGAUCUGCUCCAGAACCUCGCUGGGCCCCGAGGUCAGACUCACAGGCCUGCAGUUCCUCACAUCCUCCCUGCAGCCCUUCUUGGGCCUGGGUGUCCCAUUGGCACCUCCAGUCACCUGGGACCUCCCCGACUGGCCAGGAAUGAUGACAAUAAAGGAUGGACAGCAGUUCAGGGAGCUCUUCCAUGGGCUCCCUGAGCGCCCCUGGGGGACUCCCAGCCAGGCCCAUAGACUUGUCAGUGUCUCAGCAGGUCACUGACGACUUCUUCCAGGGGCUCUAAUCCUGUGCCUGUCUGCCAGCUCAGGAGACUACUUUUCUUCUGCAUAAGCGGUCUGAUUAUUAAAGGCUGAGGCAAAGAAAACGUUAAGUAGGGCAGUCUUUUCCUCAUCCUUAAUAAUCAUAUUCCCCUCUGCAUAAAAUAAAGAAUGGUGAUUUUUAUUUGCCCUCCUUUGUUGCUAGUCUUUAUAAACAAAUACUUAUUAUUGUCUUUUACAGUAGUGGCCAGAUAAAGUGCUAACAGCUUUCACCUUCCUGAUUCUGUUUCUACAUGAGGUCAGGGCCUAGAGCUGGGACACAUGGCGGGCUGGGUGGGAUAAGCAGGGCACAGGGCUCUUUUGUGGGAGUUUAGAGCACAAACUCAAGGUGGGACAAGGGAGAGCUGAAGAUCAUUGAUAAAGGAACAAGCGUAGGCAAAGCAGAGGGCCAAAGGCCUAAGAAACUGACAUCAUCAUGGAAACCAGCAGGCCUGUCAGACAACGGGUGGCCGUGACCACCAGGCCUUUAUGACCCACGCUCGCAUCGUGCCCAAAGGCCAUUGUGACACGGGUGCCUGCAGUGACGUGGAGGAAUCUUACAGGGACAAAGCCCUCACGUUGUCACUCCCAAGAGAGCAGCUCUCUGAGGAGGCAGCAGCUCUCUCACGAGGCAGCAGCUUCUCUGGAGGAAGCAGCUCUCUGGGUGCCCUUGGCCAGUGUUCAUCAGAGCACUGCCAAGAUGUCAAAGAGACAGGACGAGAACGUCCACUUCCAGCCCCAUGAGGGGCAGCGAUUGCUGUCCAAGCGGCAACAGGUGCCUCAGAGGCCACCGCAGGCAGCAGCAGAGGUCACAUGGGUGACCAUCGUGCCCCUCCACGGGGACAGACUCACAGGACACCUCACACAGGUGACACAGAACACCUCGUGGAGGUGUCCUCAGAAGGACAGCCUGGAGGGCAGGUAUUCACUGCUCCGCAGCGGCACAGUCACACGGCCAAAGAGGUUGUCCGUGUCAGACUUGCCGCCACUCCAUGGCCCUCCAUUGACAGUGACACCUCCGUGCCGGCUCAGCUCUGAAAUGCCAAGAGCAGCCUCGGCAAGGGUCAAGCUGCCCCCUCUGCCAGCAGCCCCAGCAGCCUCUGGGGCUUAUCCCAGAGGCAGAGCAUUGUCCAUGGGCCCUGUGGCCAGCAGCCACCGAGAGCUUGUGCCACCUUCUCGGUGGGGCACUGUGGCUGCUCACAGGGCCCGGGGAACACCUUCCCUGGACAGCUCAGCUGAAAGGCUCUGGCGAGGGUCAGCGGCAAGGCAGGGCCAUCACCUGCCACCCCUGCGACGUGCAGGGGGCAUGCUGCUCCGCACAGGGACCCAGCCUGACUGGAAACACCUGGGGCACAGCGAGAUGGAGGAGUUCAUUGAGGUGCAGGAACAGCACAGUGGCAACAUCUAUGCAGACCUGCUUAGAAGCCUUGCCCUGUGCCUGUAUGAAGACACAUCUACCAGGUCUACCUGCACCCAGGCGCAGUCAAGUGUCUGCCAGGAUGUACAUUCACAGCACCAGGUGUCAGAGCAGCAGUCUGUCUCUGACAACUCCCAGUCCUGGGACACUCCUCCAAAGGAGCCAAACUGGCAGGAGGAAGAGCUCCCAGUAACAGAGGCUGCAGGAGACAAGGCCAGCGACCCACAGGGCACGUUGCUUGCCCUAUUGAAAGAGAAAGAGGGAGAGCCAGGAUCUUCUACCCGGGACAAAGAUCCCUGGGAUGAGGGGAACAGCAAGCUUUUGCCCACAUCAGAGCCUGAGGUAAGCUCAGACUUCACAGCCUCUCCCUCAUCUGGACGCCACUGUGAAGAGAGGGGAGCUCAUCAGCUGCCCGAGCACACUGCACAUGGCAAGCUGCUGUGCACGGGGCCUGAGGAUGCUUCAAAGCAUCCUCUGAAUAUCGAUGCAGAGGAGCUGGAGAAGUUGGAGGAAGACAUCCUCUCCUCCCUGCAUCAAGAAAGCCCCUCGGUGCCACACAGUCUUUGUGGCUGGAGCAAAGACUCUGUAGGAGAGACCGAAAACUACACACAGCUCGUGCCCCCUGACCGGUAUGAAGAGCUGUGGUCUCUCUUAAACAACAAGGACGCCCCAUCCAGGGACGCUCGGCUAGACCAGCUACUGGCCAAGUGGGAGGAAGAAGAGCUCCAUGACACAGACACUGCUGGAGAGAGGGACAGCGAGUCACAGAGCUCGUUGUCUCUCCCACUGCAAGAUGCGGGAGCAGAGCCAGAAGCUUUUCCCCUGCACAGCGAUCCCUGCGAUGAGGAGCACAGGCAGCAUCUCCCCAUGGCACUGCCGGAACACACAAAGAUGUUUGCGGUUUGUGCCUCGCCUGCUGAUCCUGCGGAGGAGGCCGACGCAGCAUGGCUUGAGGCUGGCUGUGCCCAGGCCGCCCCUCCCCAGGAAGAGCCCCACAGGGCUGGGGAGCCGGCAGGGGCUUGCCCGCUGCCUGCCCAGCCCCUGGCACGCAGCGCUCCUGCUUGCCCCGCCGGCAGCGCAGCCGUCCCGCAGCCCCCGGCCCCACGGCCAUGGCGCUCCAUCGCCAAGACGGCCCGGCGG